This is a messenger RNA of Punctularia strigosozonata HHB-11173 SS5, 1029 nucleotides long. RefSeq names its product cytochrome P450. The transcript has 5 exons. NCBI's taxonomy places the organism in Eukaryota, Fungi, Basidiomycota, Agaricomycetes, Corticiales, Punctulariaceae. The record is from RefSeq and is a predicted model, not a curated record. Bases 13 to 963 code for a protein of 316 amino acids. Gene Ontology annotation, molecular function: iron ion binding; oxidoreductase activity, acting on paired donors, with incorporation or reduction of molecular oxygen; monooxygenase activity.
CUCGUCUUCCAAAUGACCGUGCGGAUGGCCACUUGCCGCGAGCUAUCCGAGAACAAGGAGGAGGUCAAGCGUUUGGGUCAAUUGUACAACAUCAUGGAGAGAAGUGCCACUCCAACCGCGUUGCUCCUGCCUUGGUUCCCCAGUCGUGCAAAGAAGACGAAACAGCAAGCUACGACCGAUUUGUACAUGAAGUUCAAUGAUUAUAUCGACAUGCGCCGGAAGGCUGUCCCUUCGUCGGAUGCUUUCGACGUACUGAUCGCUGAAGGAUGCGACAACGCUACCAUCAUCGGCUUCACGCUGGGUGUGAUUUUCGCUGGUGUGAUCAAUACGCGAGUUAAUUCCUGUUGGGUACUCGUCUAUCUGGCCGCCAAUCCCUCCUGGAAGUCGCAGGUGAACGAAGAGGUCAAACAGCUCCUUGCCAAAUACAGCGACGAAUCUUCGGGUGACAAGUUACACCAGCGGCUCUCCUCCAUCCCGGUCAGUGCAUGGGAAGAUGAGAUGCCAGUCCUCGACUUGGUGAUCCGUGAGACCAUCCGGCUCACACUUACGGGGGCCGCGCUCCGCCGGAACAUGGAGGAGGAUCUGUACGUUGAAGGCAAGAGGAUCGACCGGGGGGCUUUCAUGGCGUACCCGUUGGGGAGUGUGCACAUGAAUCCAGAGAUUUAUACAGAACCCAGCAAAUUCGAUCCAAGUCGGUUUACCUCCGGGCGAGAGGAAGACAAGAAGGGCACAUUCUCGUACAUCGGAUGGGGUGUUGGUCGCCACCCGUGCACAGGCAUGAAGGUCGCCAAGCUGGAGAUGAAGCUGAUUGUCGCGCUCUUCCUCGCUGGUUACGAGUAUGAGCUGGUCGAUGCUGCGGGCAAGUUCCCCGAUCCGUUCCCGCAACCGGAUCGCAAUGAUAUCUCGGAGGCGCGUCCUCUGGGCGACCCUUGUUACUUGAAGUUCCGCCGCACAGUUGCGUGAACACUGUCGCCACUGCCAGUAAUUUGUUGCAGUAAUAUGAGGGAUUUAUGGUCCCUGAGAUACUAC